GGGUUUCUACUCUGUAGUGUUAUUUAUUCACUGGCAGAGCAGUUUUUAUCUACUUCAUAUUAAAGAGACUCUUUCAGGUUAUUUUACUUGGCUUCUCUUAACUCACACCUCGAUCACUUGCAAUAAUUUUUUAUAAGCAAUGGAGUCGAAUCCACCUUUACCUGCACCAAACGACUUGGCAGCUACUUGGGCUUUUCUUGAAAAUGGCAUCGAUCAAAUUAUGAAUAGGCUGGAAGAAGGAUUAAGCUACAAGCGAUAUAUGGAUCUUUAUACUGGUAUUUACAAUUAUUGUACAAGCAGUCGUAUGAAUCCUGGUUUUGCUUCAGAACCUCUCGCUGGUCCUGGUUCUAAUUUAAAUAAUAAUCGAGGGGCCAAUUUAAUGGGUAGUGAUUUAUAUCAGAAUCUACAAAGAUAUCUAGAAAGACAUCUUUUCACUAUUCGUGAGAAUUCAACGCAGUAUAUGGACGAGAAUUUAUUGCGGUAUUAUACUAGACAUUGGGAGAAAUAUACAACGGCUUCCUCAUACGUGCAUCAUGUGUUCCGGUAUCUUAAUCGUCAUUGGGUGAAGAGAGAAAUCGAUGAAGGUCGCAAGACAGUCUAUGACGUUUAUACUCUCACCUUAGUCAGCUGGCGAGAACACAUGUUUAAACAUGUAGAACGCCACGUAAUGACUGCAGUGUUAAAACUCAUCGAACGACAAAGGAAUGGUGAGACUGUUGAAACUGGUCUCGUUAAAAGUGUUGUUGAAUCUUUCGUUGCUCUUGGUCUUGAUGAUGCGGAUUCUUCUAAAUCCACGCUUGAUGUUUAUAAGGAUCAUUUUGAAAGACCAUUCGUGGAAGCUUCGGAAGUUUAUUAUAAGAAAGAAUCGGAAAAGUUUGUCAGCGAAAACAGUGUCACAGAUUAUAUGAAAAAGGCCGAGACGCGUUUAUCCGAGGAAGAAAACCGCGUAAAAAUGUAUUUACAUACGAGUACUAAUAAACCUCUUAUUACAACAUGUGAGGCAGUACUUGUAAAGAAUCAUACAGACAUCAUGUGGGAUGAAUUCCAAAAUUUAUUGAAUAUGGAUAAAUUAGAUGACCUCCAUAGGAUGUAUUCUCUUUUAUCGCGUAUCCCUGAAGGAUUGGACCCACUACGUACGCGAUUCGAAGAACAUGUGCGCAAGGCUGGUUUGAGUGCUAUCGAAAAAAUUGCAGAUCAAGGCGGUGAAACCAUGGAGCCAAAAACUUACGUCGAUGCACUGUUGGAAGUCCAUAGAAAAUAUAAUGAUAUGGUUACAACAGCGUUCAGAGGCGAAGCUGGCUUCGUUGCAUCACUGGAUAAGGCUUGUCGAGAGUUUGUGAAUCGCAACAAUGUGUGUAAGUCCUCGACAUCAAAAUCCCCAGAAUUGUUGGCCAGGUUCUGCGAUUCAUUACUUAGGAAGAGUGCGAAGAAUCCAGAAGAAGGCGAUCUGGAAGAUGUAUUGAAUAACAUCAUGACAGUGUUCAAAUAUGUUGAGGAUAAAGACGUGUUCCAAAAAUUCUAUUCUAAAAUGUUAGCAAAACGUCUCGUGAACGGUACAUCGGCAUCAGAAGAUGCUGAGUCGAGCAUGAUAUCAAAAUUAAAGGAAGCUUGUGGCUUUGAAUAUACUUCAAAAUUACAACGCAUGUUUACGGACAUGGGUCUGAGUAAAGAUCUUAAUGAUCAAUUCAAAGAUAGAUUUUCGACGGAUGCAGGUGAUCAGCAAGUUGAUUUUUCGGUUCUUGUAUUGGGAACAGCAUCUUGGCCGCUUCAACCAUCUACUACUAAUUUCAUCAUACCCGAAGAGGUUGAAAAAACGUUUCACAAAUUCAAAAUGUUUUAUCAAAAUAAACAUUCAGGUCGUAAAUUAAAUUGGCUAUUUCAUCUUUCAAAAGGGGAAUUGAAAACUAAUUAUUUGAAGGCAUCAAAGACAACUUACACAUUUCAGGUUUCUACAUAUCAAAUGGGCAUUCUUCUGCAAUACAAUAAAGACACGACAUAUACUUUUGAAGAAUUGAGCCAAAGUACCGAUUUGAAUGCAGAAGUUUUAUCGGGACAAUUAGGAAUUUUAGUGAAAGCUAAAGUAUUACUACUCUCUAACGGAGCUGUUGGCGAACCCGGUUCUCGAUAUGAUUUGCAUAUGGAUUUCAAGAGUAAGAAGGUUCGUAUCCAAUUGAACGUUCCUGUUAAAUCUGAACAGAAGGUUGAAGUAGAAGAGACACAUAAGACUGUUGAAGAAGACAGAAAAUUGUUGAUGCAGGCCGCCAUUGUUCGUAUUAUGAAGACGCGCAAAACAAUGAAACACGUAGCUCUUGUCAACGAAGUAAUUUCUCAGCUAUCAAAUCGCUUCAAGCCAAAAAUUCCAGAUAUCAAAAAGUGUAUUGAUGUCUUGUUGGAAAAGGAAUAUUUAGAACGUGUAGAAGGCCAAAAGGACAUGUUUUCAUAUGUGGCUUAGUUUUUAGUUAAUUCGUUUAACAUUACUAUUAAUUCUUUUCAGACAAAUUUUAUCAUAGUGUAUAAUUUAUCGGAAUCUGCGUUAGAUAUUGUUGAUAAUAAUUGCCAUAGCUAAAAUCGAGUCUUGGUAAUAAAAGCUUGACAUGUUUUACUAUAAUGAACUAGCAGUAGUUUUGAAAUUGUAUAAACUUGGUGGUUUACUUCUCUUAUGUUGAUUAUAUACAAUGAUUCAGUCAAAAAAAUAGAAGUAUUAAGCCUAAAUUUUAUGAACAAUUUUAUUUUUUUAUUCUUUUUAACUCAUUUUUCCUUAUACUCCUUUUUUUUUUAAAAAAAAAAAAAUCCUUAUAUUUUCUUUAUAUAUGUACUUUUCU
Messenger RNA from Rhizophagus irregularis DAOM 181602=DAOM 197198, 2822 nucleotides. RefSeq lists its product as uncharacterized. The record is from RefSeq and is a predicted model, not a curated record. NCBI's taxonomy places the organism in Eukaryota, Fungi, Glomeromycota, Glomeromycetes, Glomerales, Glomeraceae. Gene Ontology annotation, cellular component: SCF ubiquitin ligase complex. Gene Ontology annotation, biological process: SCF-dependent proteasomal ubiquitin-dependent protein catabolic process; protein ubiquitination. Gene Ontology annotation, molecular function: ubiquitin protein ligase binding; protein-macromolecule adaptor activity.